Rhineura floridana is the source of this 3025-nucleotide messenger RNA. RefSeq names its product centrosomal protein 57 (gene CEP57). Gene Ontology annotation, cellular component: centrosome. Bases 368 to 1876 code for a protein of 502 amino acids. The record is from RefSeq and is a predicted model, not a curated record. The transcript has 11 exons. Gene Ontology annotation, molecular function: identical protein binding; microtubule binding; gamma-tubulin binding. NCBI's taxonomy places the organism in Eukaryota, Metazoa, Chordata, Lepidosauria, Squamata, Rhineuridae.
AUUCACUUCCUUUUCUGUUUCCCCAUCCUCGCACCUAAAGCUCCGCAACAAUUCAGAUUCGUAACCUUGCUUCGCCUUGAUUCGCUAGCUCUGAAAACCCCGUCCGAUCUACGCCGACUACCGCCUCUGGUUUCCCAUUGGGUGCGCUUGACGUCAAUCACCGCCGCGGCUCUGUGACGCAAGCAUGCCGAAAAAGGCAACGUGUGCGGGGGGCGUUGCUGUGAGCCACGCGCGGCGCGGUUGGCUGUUUCCUAUGUCACUCAACAGAGCUAACUUCUUGGCGCAGCAGCGGUGUUUGUGGGACAGCUGAAAGAGAAGGUAGUGGCAGUAGGAGCCGCUGUCUGGGCGCCGCUGGCCUUAAAGGGACAUGCACCCGUUGCGGCCCCCCUUUUACGACAUGGCUGUGGCAGGGGACCCGGAGCACACGGGUACAACUCUUCGCGCAAGUCACAGGUCGGCAUCCUUCACAGAUGGGCUUUCUUCAGCCGCUUCAUUUACAGAGUAUCCCAGGCACAAACCUUUCAUUAAUGCUGACUUGCGACGGUCACCUGCCAAGCCAGUAAUUGCAUAUCCAGAGAGUAACAGCAAAGCAAUAUUCUCAGCUCUGAAGAACCUGCAGGAGAAAAUACGACGGCUGGAGUUGGAACGGAUUCAAGCAGAAGAGAGCGUCAAAACCCUAACCAGGGAAACCUCUGACUAUAAGAAAGUGCUGAGUGAGCAGCUGCUGGAAAGAGUGCAUUCGAAGUUUGAGGUGUCAAAGAAAAAUGAAGAGUUGGCAGCUCAGCUGGCAGGUGCCGAGACUCACUGUGGCCUUCUGGAAAAGCAGCUGGAUUACAUGAAGCAAAUGAUUGCACAAGCGGAACUCGAAAAGACAACUGUCUUGCAGAAGCAGGCUACGUUAGAAAGAGAGAGAAUCCUUGAUCAAUCACAUGUGAUGUCUAAAUUGGAAAGGCUGGAUCUGCUUGAGAAAGAAUAUGCCAGGCUUACUGCAAUGCAGUCUGUUGCAGAGAAAAAAAUGAAAGAGCUGGAAGAGAAGCUCCUGGAGGAAGAAAACGCGCGGAAAUCGGUGCAGGAGAAAGCUGCUGAACUUCAGACUGGUUUGGAGAAGAACAGGCUGUUACUUGAAGCCCAAACGCAGCCAGCACUGGUGUCGGAGCCUUUGAAACCAAAGAAGAACAAGAAGAAAACAAAGCAGCUGGAAAAGAACGACUUUGGAAUGACCCACUUCCACGCACAGCCCCACUAUCGGCUGCGGCUGGGUGAUGUGCCCUUUGUAGCUGGAAAGUCUACUAGCCCCAGCCACUCGGUCGGAGCCAAUGUACAGCACGUGCUGCACCUGAUGAAGCAUCACUCAAAAGCCCUUUGCAAUGACCGUGUGGUCAGCGAAGUCCCCUUGAGUAAGCAGAUGAGCAGAGGCAGGAGAUUCUCCGGGGCAUCCAUUUCUUCCACGUCUCAGGGAGACCUCUCCGAGGUGCUGCUGACAUUACAAGAUGAAUUUGGGCAGAUGAGUUUUGAUCACCAGCAGUUGGCAAAACUCAUCCAUGAUGCACCAACGAUUGCCUUGAGGGAAGACCUGGAGAGGGAGCUGGAACUGCUGGUGAAGAGGAUGGAAGCCAAAGCGGAACAAAUCACUAAAAUCCAGAGACAUCGGACACGACUGGAGAAACACAAGAGGGAAGGCAAGACCAAGCACUGCUGCUCUCAAGAGCCAUGCGAAGGUGGUGAAGGAAAAACUGGGCCGAUGGCCAUCAGGGUGAAACACUCCAGCCUGAAGGGGGCGCCUGGAGAGCGGGGCAAGAAGAGCCUGCAGUUGCUGAGGGAAAUGCAAAGCAUACAGACCUCCCUUCAGAAAGAUGACGUUAGUUGGGACUACUGAGGCGCCUUGCGUGUGUAAUUUGUUUUGUUUGCACCUUUUUCUCUCGUUCUGGCUCUGCUCUGAGCUGUGUUCCCUGCUGGGUGAAAGACUCUGCCAUCACAGCACUUUCUAAACACAAUCCCCUCAUUUUUCCACCUGUGCGCCUGAUCAUGUUACAGCUCUAGUCCUGAUGAGGGAGGAGAGGGAGGUGGGAAGGGGAGGAAAUAAGAUAACCCUAUUAUUAUUUUUAAUUCAUUGCCGGUCACUUAACUGUCAGCUACUGUUUUCCUCUGAAGCUCAAUCCUGCCUCGGGCAAUUAAUGUACUUGCUCGCCUGAGGUGAUUCUUUUUUAAGGCUAGAGACAGGCAGUAGUGUCGCCCCAUCCCCCCCAAGAAUUGAAGUUGGUAUGAUGGAGACAUCGUUGUCUCUGGCUGCAUUUUUGGUAGGUUUUUGCCCUGCUUCAAAAUUUGCACUGCUGUCUGGCCAAAGAUGGUGAAAGAUGCACCAUAAGCUAUGGUAUUAAAAUGUAUGUUUUGUCUUCAGUUUUAAACCACUUUUUUUUUUAAAAAAAAUGCUCUUUCUUUAUGUGUGGAAGACAUUGCGUCUUGCCACUUCAGCUGCUUAGACCUCAACAUCUCAGUAAGACCCUCCCAUUUUGAAAUGUUGUAGAGCCAAGCAAGCAAUCUCUUUGACAUUCAGUUGAAUAGCAUGGACUUUUACCUCAGCUUACCGUUAUGCUUUCUUCAGAGUUUUUUAACCUUGGGAUUUUAAUAAUGUAGUUUCAAAAUGGAACUGAACAGCUGUUUGGCUUUUCUCUCUUCCUCAUUUUUUUUUCUCCUUGCAGAAGAGUGUGAGGUCAAUGGUUUAUAUAUAUAUAUAUAUAUAUAUAUAUAUAUGUAAAAGGGAAAAACAACACUUCAGAUCAUGGCUGUUCUUAUGUUGGCAGCUGGUUUUUAACUUAACUAUUAUUCACUGGACUAGGAGACUUGGCAGCUGUCAUGGUACUAUGGAUUUGUAUAAACACAGAGAUAUUUAUUUAUUACAUUAAUAAUGUAAAGGCUUUCCAAUGAUUGGAACGUGCUGGUGACUCAAAAAAUUGCCUGUACUUUUUAAAGGUUUGAUAGGGAUGCAAUAAAGGCAACUUGCUAAUUGAAUAAAUUAGGUGGAAAA